AUGAGAAAGCCCAAAUUAUCAUUACAGACUGAUAGCAAUCCGUUUCUGGACCCUGACACAUCCAACAAGGUUGUAGUUGUCAAAAAGCGAACUGGAACUCUUUAUCAGCUUUCUGAAAGCGCACGCUUAUUGGCUCGUAAAAUUGCUGCAACUGGUCUAUUUUCCACCAACUAUGAUAAUGUGAAUAUGCGAAUGCAUAAUACGGAACAAAUAAUUGGUCGACACGAUUCACAAGAAAAUGGAACAUGUGCCACGUUAAUACCACUCUUUGAUGCCAAGAUAGAAGAUCUUAAUCUUCAGAAGUUCCAGUUAUCAUUUUUGGAAGCACCAAUCCUUCAGAUUCAAGAAAUUCUACUCAACAGUGACGAGCAAAAAUCCUUAAAAGCUAAUCUGGUUCAUACCAUCUUGCGUAUUAUCAUUAAUCAUGGUAGUCCGGGAUUUCAACGGUUUACAAAAGAGCUAGCAAAAUCUCAACCGCAGACACCUGACAUUAUUCCACUGCAUAAAACCAAUCUUCAUCCUCUUCCUACAUGGCCCAUUGAUGAAUCAACCAUCACCGGAAAUGCAGAUGUUGUCACAGCCAUUAUGCAAGAGCUAGAUUUAGUUGACAGCCAGGGAAAACCCAAAAAUCCUGAUGCUUCAAAUCAGGUUCGCUUUUUAGGCGGUGACCAGCUAUCUCUUGCACGCCUCCGAGCAUUAGAAUACAUCUGCGCUGGUCAAGAAAGUGGCUUGGAGGGCUAUUUCUAG
This is a messenger RNA of Psilocybe cubensis, 747 nucleotides long. RefSeq lists its product as uncharacterized. Lineage: Eukaryota; Fungi; Basidiomycota; Agaricomycetes; Agaricales; Agrocybaceae. The coding region runs from base 1 to 747 and encodes 248 amino acids. The transcript has 2 exons. The record is from RefSeq and is a predicted model, not a curated record.